This is a messenger RNA of Trichechus manatus latirostris (Florida manatee), 3486 nucleotides long. RefSeq names its product Rho GTPase activating protein 11A (gene ARHGAP11A). The record is from RefSeq and is a predicted model, not a curated record. NCBI's taxonomy places the organism in Eukaryota, Metazoa, Chordata, Mammalia, Sirenia, Trichechidae. The coding region runs from base 3 to 3071 and encodes 1022 amino acids. The transcript is spliced from 12 exons. Gene Ontology annotation, biological process: signal transduction.
GGAUGUGGGAUCAGAGGCUGGUAAGGUUGGCCUUGCUGCAGCAGCUUCGGGCUGUCUAUGGCAUCAAGGUCAAGGGAGGCCGUGGGCAGUGCGAUCGCAGGAGACAGGAAACAGCAGCCCUGAAAACAGGGGGUAAAGUAUUUGGAGUACCUUUUAGUUCAUUACACCAUUCUGUUGUACCAGAAUAUGGACACAUUCCAAGCUUUCUUGUUGAUGCUUGCACAUCUUUAGAAGAACAUGUUCAUACAGAAGGACUUUUUAGGAAAUCAGGAUCCGUUAUUCGUCUAAGAGCACUAAAGAGUAAACUGGAUCAUGGGGAAAGUUGCUUGUCUUCUGCACUGCCUUGCGACAUUGCAGGGCUUCUUAAGCAGUUUUUUAGGGACUUGCCAGAGCCCAUUCUCCCAGCUGAUCUGCAGGAAGCACUUUUCAAAGCUCAGCAGCUGGGGACAGAGGAGAAGAAUGAAGCUACACUGUUGCUCUCCUGUCUCAUGGCUGACCACACAAUUGCUGUAUUAAGAUACUUCUUCAACUUUCUCAGGAAUGUUUCCCUUAGAUCCAGUGAGAAUAGGAUGGAUAGCAGCAACCUUGCAGUAAUAUUCGCACCGAACCUUCUUCAGACCAGUGAGGGACAUGAAAAGAUGUCUGCCAACACAGAGAAAAAGCUCCGACUACAGGCCGCCGUAGUACAGACUUUUAUUGACCAUGCAUCAGACAUUGGGCGUGUACCAGAUUUUAUCCUGGAAAAAAUACCAGCGAUGUUGGGUAUAGAUGGUCUGUGUGCUACCCCAUCACUAGAAGGCUUCGAAGAAAGCAAUCAUGAAUCUCCUGGUGAAUGUAAGAGAAAGCGGCGACAGAGUGUAGGCGACUUUGUCAAUGGAGCCCUAAGUAAGCUGAGAUCUAACAGAACACCCUCCUUCACACCUCAGCGAGAAAGAGCCGCCCAGGUGUCUGUAUCCCCAAUGAUUCUUACCCCAAGUGCUAAGCGUAAACUGCCGGUAGAGUCCUCGCAUGGCUUCUCAAGUAAGAAAAGGAAGUCCAGCAAGCACAGUUUCAACCUGGAGCUGUUGCCAAGCAGCCUCUUCAGUAGCGGUUCUACACCAGUAUCAGUUCACUUGGAUUCAAGUCCAGACGGGCCAUCUCAGAGUUCACUGUCUCCUAAGGCCAUCAGUGGAAACCAGAUCAGUACAGGUGUCCAAAGGAGAAGUCAGAGGAUUGCGGGCAAGAAAGUUUGCAGGGUAGAAUCAGGAAAAUCAGGCUGUUUCUCCCCUAAAAUCAGUCGUAAAGAAAAGGUUCGAAGAUCUCUACGUUUGAAAUUUAGUCUGGGGAAAAGUAACAGAGACGUAAAUGGAUGUUCAUGUUCUGGUGUCAACAGAUGUGAAAAUGUUGGUCGGCGACUUGCAAACCAACAAAGUUUAAAAAAUGGGAUUGAAUCUGUAAAAACAGGUCUGCUUUUUAGCCCAGAAAUUGAUGAAAGAUUAACAAAGAAAGGUUCGAAAAAGAUCAGUAAGUCUGAGGAAAACUUGCUAACUCCAGAACGACUGGGUGGAACAAACUAUCGAAUGUCUUGGACAGGACCUAGUAAUUCAACUUUUCAAGAAGUAGAUGCAAAUGAAACAUCUCUGAUGGUGGGAAAUCUCGAGGUGGUAAACUCAUCUUUGGAGCCUGAUCUAGCGGCUGAAAAGUCAUCUGUGACUUCAUAUGAACUCACCCCUUCCAGUGUGCACAAUAAGUAUAAAGGCAGUGUAAUUGGAAACACCCUUAGUGGGGAUGAAAGUAACUUGACCACAGAGACCUUAGUGAAAAUUCAGAAAGCGUUUUCUGAAUCCGGAAGUAAUCUUCAUGAGUUGAUAAAUCACAGGCAAUUAUCAAUAACUAACGUGGGGAAAGUAGAAUUAAAUGAAACGUCUUAUGUAGAAUAUAGCCCAGAGAAAAAUCUAUUUGAAACUCAUGAUUUGACUGUGGUAGAAUCAGAGGAAAAGUACGAACACCACACUAGUAAAGAGGAAAACAGUUUUUCAGAGAGAGGCUUCUCACUAUAUCAAAUGCAAAACUUGGGCAAAGAAGCAACUCUAAAAUGUCAUGCAACUCAGAUGAAGAUGGAGCAUGAAAAAGGUGUUUGUUCAGACACACCAAAAGAUUAUUCCAGCAAGCACGAACUCCCCAGGGAUAAACAACUAAAGAAACAGGAGUCCCCAAGAGAUCAACUAAAUCCUAAAGGAAAGGAGGAUGAGAGACCGAUCGAAGAAAACUUAGUAAAACGUGCAGCUGCUGGGGCGGGUGUGACUAAAUCGUCUUCCUCAGAGCACGUCCCAUGCCGUGUGACAAACGUACCAAAGCCUCAGCCUGUGAGGAUUGUUAAACAGCAUUCGCUGGUGAGAACACGCUAUGAAACGGUGUCACAGAGUGUCCAGGUGACAGAGCAUGGCAAGGUUUCAGACCACAUACAGUGGUUUAAUCAACUCUCUUUAAAUGAACCGAAUAGAACCAACGUGAAGUCACCUCUCAAGUUUCAGCGUACCCCUGUUCGUCAGUCUGUCAGACGAAUCAAUUCUUUGUUGGAGUAUCACAGACAAGCUGUAAACCACAAGUCGGCGAGUCAUGGGGAUGCUGCGUCUCCUCUGGUUAAAGCAGUGAGCUGUGACAGUGCUCUUUCUUGGGUAGAAAAUGCGUCCUCUAUCCCAUGUAACAAAUCAGGUGUUAAAGAACAGAAAUCUAUGUCGCACGAACAGCCAAAUGUUGAUGCAGUUUCAAAAUCAAGUAUGGAGUUAACUUCUAAAUCUUCCUCAAAGACGAAGAGGCACCGAGACCUGGUGAAUGCUUCUCUUGGGUCUACUAGGAUUUGUAAACAGGAAGUGGUAUCUCACGACCUAAUUAAGGUUCCUUUGGAUGACGUUACUAAUUAUGAUAUACUAAAAUCUGUUGUAAAUAACAAUACAGCCUUUUCUCCUGGGGUAGAUAACAGAGGCCUUAGGAAACCAUCAGAAAGAGAAAGGGCUUGGUAUAAAGGUUCUCCAAAAGCUCCUAUUGGAAAAACUCAGCUCCUAUCAACCAGUAAACCUGUAGACUUGUAAGUGGUAAAUGGUAUUCUUGUUGUUAAUGUAAAGAAAAUUAGCAAUCAGAGAUAGGACUUGCAGAAAUAAUCCACACGUUACUUUGUAGCUCAGGAUGAUUAUUACAUCAUAGUUUUUUCUCUGAAACAUUUUUAUUUCACUGUACAAGCAACUUGGAUUUUAUACUUGUAUAAAUGAUGACUUGGUUUUUCUUAAUUACGGCAGUAUUUAAACUACUUUUAAUUUUAUUGUGAUCUCUUAAAGCAGAGAUACAUGUUAGCUUUUUAAAGAAAUUGUUGGCUGAAUGUUUAAGUAAUUGACAUUUGAAAUGUGCUUGAAUUUUAUUUCUGUGUGUGAUAGAAUGAGUGGAGGGAGCUGUGCCCAUUUGCUGUGAUUCCUCCUGUGUCAGAUCAGGUUUCCACAGACAUACCCAGAC